UUUACCGUUGGGGGCUUAAUUUCGCACACCAACAACUUCCGUUCGAUGUUGUUUCUGUAUUGUUGUAUAAUUUUGAACAUUCUUUAAUAUUGAUAUCCGAAGUAAUAUAAUCUGAUGACGACCGUAUAAAACUUGAAUGACUAAUCUGCUUUUAUGAUGGCCGGAAACGUCUCGUUUAUCGCAUUGUUGAUUCGUUAUUUUUUUCACCUAGUUGGCAAGUUCGUUUGAGCAUGAAUGUUAAACGUAUGGAAUUGCAAACUACUACAGCGUAGUGUAUCCCCUUUCUGUAAACGGCAGCAUUAUAUUAUCAUCGUUGUCGUCGGAAUUACGGGGCUUAACCGAGAAACGCUAAAUGUCGUCGAACGACGAAGGAUCAAUUAGUGAAACGGAAACGAGAGGGUACCGGGUGACACAUAAUAAAACGGAUCCGGGCGCGUGCAGGCACGGAAAUUUUAUAAAUUAUUACCAAUUUCACCCGGCCGAGGAACGGCUGCGGCAACUUCCGCGAGGCGUAUGGCACGCGGACCCAACCGACCGGAAGUACGUCGGGUUGGAUGUCGGCUGCAACGCGGGGAAUCUGACGCUAGCGCUGUACGAUUUUCUUCGGGCGAACAUCGACGACUCAUCGUCCGACAAUGCUGACUUGUCGUUGCUUGGCGUGGACUUGGACCCAGUCCUGAUACAAAGAGCGAAGGAGGGUAACGACCCGAACACGGGGCGCGAUGUCACGUAUAAAUGCAUGGAUUUUAUGGCUGCGGAAAGCAGCGGGGUGAUCGAUGAAUUCUUGACGUCAAAGGGGAGGGAUCUUUUCGAUGUAGCGUUUUGCUUCUCUAUUACAAUGUGGAUACAUUUGAAUCACGGCGAUUCGGGCCUCGUGCAAUUUCUCCGGUCGGUAUGCGAGAAGACCAGAAUUAUCCUGGUCGAACCACAGCCUUGGAAAUGCUACAGGAAUGCUUCUAGACGAUUGAAACGCGCCAACGUUGCGGAUUUCCCAAUGCUCCAAAGUUUGCGAUACACUGGCGAGAUGGAUACUCACGUGGAAAAUAUUCUCACCGAACAUUGCGGUUUCGAUAAAUUAACCGAAUCCGGAAAUAAUGAUUGGGGCAGAAAAUUGUUGAUCUUUAAGAGGAAACAAACGAAGUGUGAUAAUUUAAUUGACUUAAAUGAAUAAAAACCGUUUUUCACCUUCUGCAAACA
Messenger RNA from Neodiprion fabricii, 1197 nucleotides. RefSeq names its product probable RNA methyltransferase CG11342. Gene Ontology annotation, biological process: negative regulation of pre-miRNA processing; miRNA metabolic process. Lineage: Eukaryota; Metazoa; Arthropoda; Insecta; Hymenoptera; Diprionidae. Bases 353 to 1171 code for a protein of 272 amino acids. The record is from RefSeq and is a predicted model, not a curated record. Gene Ontology annotation, molecular function: RNA methyltransferase activity; O-methyltransferase activity. Gene Ontology annotation, cellular component: cytoplasm. The transcript has 2 exons.